UUCGUCUCCACGUCACCCGGCGGCCUUUAGGACCCGGAGGCGCCGCGCGCAUUCUUGGGCUGCGCAGCUCCAGUUAAAGUCUACGCGGGUUGGCCGAGCGCGCAGUCGGCCGGGCGGGACGCCGCAGGGCUGCUCGUACUUGAGGGGAGGAUGUUGCCUGUUGGUGAGGGCGGAGGAGGGACGCUUUAAGAGGAGCUUUUCACUCAGACCUUUUGGUAAACGUCCGCGGGGCAGAAGGAGACACUCAGCGUUUGCUGCCGGAUUUUUUUUUUUUUUGCACGUUAGCGAAUUCACCGCCGCCUUUGCUUCGCUGGCUGCGAGCCCGAUGUAAUCCAGCGACCAGAAGCAGUCCGCCCCUGCCGCCGGAGCAGCCUGGACACGAUGGACGGGGAGCCCGAAAGGCUGAGGAGCCGGGAGAGACUGGAGGCGUCCCUAGCCGGACUGGGAGAGCUGGAGUACCUGCGACGCCGCCAGGAGCUGCUGGUCAGGAGCGCACUGAGGCUGCAGGAGAGGAGCUACCCGAGCCCGCAGGACAGGCUGCUGGAGGAGAACAUCUCCCUGCUCAAAAAGCAGCUGAACUGCUUGAGGAAGAGGGACGCGGGUCUCCUGAUGCAGUUGCAGGACCUCGACCGACAGAUCAGCGAGCUGAGGUUGGAUUCUGAGAAACCUUCUGACCACGUAGAAGCCGACAGCCGGCCCAGUUCAGGUUUUUACGAGCUGAGCGACGGGGCCUCGGGCUCGCUCUCCAACUCCUCCAACUCGGUCUUCAGCGAGUGUUUGUCCAGUUGCCACUCCAGCACCUGUUUCUGCAGCCCUUUGGAGGCAUCCCUGAGCAUUCCAGAUGGUCAGCCGAAGUGUGCAGAUGACCUCAUGGCUUGGACGGAGUGUGCCGACGGGCACUGCCAAGAUCAACACUUGGGCACAGGUAGGCGCUCUGCCUCUGUCCCCGUCGUUGACGGGUCACCCGAUGUCCAGAUCAAGUACCAGUGUGACCUGAUUUCACGAAACGGGAUUGACGUCUAUCGUUACCCAAGUCCGCUUCACGCCGUGGCUGUGCAGAGCCCCAUGUUCUUCCAGUCGCUCGUUGGCCACUUCAGAGAUGAAGCCCUCCAGCUGAGAGGCAACGACUCGGCCAAGGGUGACCCGACGCCAGUGCUUCAGAGCCCCUUUUCACCACCCACCAAGCGCCUAGAAUCUUACAUCCUUGGACUCCUACAGAAGCGGGCACAGCCCGUGAGGACUAACAAGCCCAGGACGAGUGUCAACGCCGACCCUGCCAAGGGCAUCCUGAGACAAGGGAGUGUUUGUGCCAAGCAGGUGACUGGUGGCCCUCAAGUCAAAGCUGCCAGGACGAACUGCACGAGGACAGCCGAUUGCGGUGUGCAAGCAUCUCCUGGCAAGCAGUGGCUGGCUGAAGCCAAAGUGGAGCUGAGACACCCUGCUGCCUGCCCAUGUCCCCCUGACCAGCGUGGGGCAAGCGGCAGCCUUCCAAAGAAGAGAGCGCCAGGGGUCACUAAGGGUCUUCCACUCGGAGGCGCCGGUGAGGUGAGCCAAACCCACGUGCUCGCCUCGCCCAAAGACACGGUGCGGAGGCAUUCUGCCAAGGCUGAAGAGAGCAAAGGGACCGCGUCCCCCAAGAAGGGCCUCAAGCUGCCCGCCGUGGAUGAACGGCCCAUUCUAGAGCUGAGGAGCGAGGGGUCGUCCUCUCAAAGUCUCGAGGAGGGCAGCAGACAUAUGGUGAGUGCCCACUGUGUCCCUGCCCAGAAGCAAGCAGUGAAGCUUCGAAAGGGCCUCAGAGCGGUGAAGGUCGUGAAGACGAGGAGUGCCACCAGCAGAGGCAAAGCGCAGGCCAACGUGGUGCCCGAAGCGUGUCGGGAGAAGUCAAGGACGGCCAACGUAAAGUAUCGCAUCCCAAGUGAGGCUCCCAAAAAAUCCUUGAGUAAGACGAAGAGAAAUGGCAGCUCCCCGAAUGAUGGCGGCCCACCGGUCCGGCACUCUAAGCACGCCGGGCACAGCCGGGAAGUUGUACUGACCAAGCCGAGGUACAAGAGGAGCGACUACCGGCGGUACAAGACCCUGGGCGACAGCUCGUAUGACGAGGCCCUGCGGCGGGCCAGGAGGCGGCACAAGAGGGAGGCGGCAGGGCAGCUGUCCACCCUCUACAUGCCGUCCAAGCUCUCGUACCCGAGCCCCUACGCGUGCACGGGCAGCGACUCCGAGUACUCGGCCGAGUGCGCCUCGCUCUUCCACUCCACCGUGCUGGACACCAGCGAGGACGAGCAGAGCAACUACACCACCAACCGCUUUGGCGACAGCGAGUCGAGCGUGGACGAGGCCGACUUCGUCAGGGACAGCAGCAGCUCGGGCGACUCGGAGGAAAGCGGGGGGCUCGUCUGGCCACAGUUUGGCCAGGCGCCCACUGGCCCCCCGCAGGCGGAGGCCUUCGUGAAAAUCAAGGCCUCUCAUAACCUGAAGAAGAAGAUCCUCCGCUUCCGCUCGGGAUCCUUAAAGUUGAUGACCACCGUGUGAUGGCCUCCAGACGUCCGCGCGGCCCGGGUCGGCGGCCCAGCCCUUAGCCUCUAAGGCACGUGAACUGGACCGGUGCCCGCGGACACUGCCGUAUUGGGCUUUUUUUUUUUUUUUUUUUUCUCUAUUUAUUGCUAACUGUGGAUACACGAGUGUAAAUAGAGUCCCGGGAUUCGGGUGUCCAUUUUUUAAUAAAGAUAUUUAAAAUGA
Messenger RNA from Erpetoichthys calabaricus (reedfish), 2736 nucleotides. It is a transcript of the gene dact1, whose product is annotated as dishevelled-binding antagonist of beta-catenin 1. Gene Ontology annotation, biological process: negative regulation of JNK cascade; regulation of Wnt signaling pathway, planar cell polarity pathway; negative regulation of canonical Wnt signaling pathway. Gene Ontology annotation, cellular component: cytoplasm. The coding region runs from base 382 to 2529 and encodes 715 amino acids. The transcript is spliced from 4 exons. The record is from RefSeq and is a predicted model, not a curated record. Lineage: Eukaryota; Metazoa; Chordata; Cladistia; Polypteriformes; Polypteridae.